UACCUCAGAUAUCAUUCUUCAUUUCCUAAGAUGACGUAAUGUGGUCAUCCGCUAAUAAGCUGUAAUAUAAGGCUUUCCUGUCGACAACAGAGCUAGUGGAUAGUGGAGAGUGCCCUGAGGUUCAUGGCUUGUACUGUGUGGGACUGAGGAAAGAGUUACAAUAGAGGACUUGAGAACUUUCCAGGAGAAUAAAGCAAUAAUCUAGACUGAUGGUUCUUUGUGAAAAAGCAAACUUAAUAUAAUGGAUAUAAUGGACCACUUACUGAGGGUCAUUUUAUUCUUGCUAUAUUUUUCUAAGAAUGUGCAGUCACUCAGCUUGCAAAGGCUUGGGUCACGCGCGUCGGUAGAUAAGAAUUCUUCUGGAUUGUAUGUUCCCUCUUGUUGGGCAUCCCCACGUGAUUCCCUCCCCCAGGGCAGGGUCCCCUACGAUGUCCAGACCCGUGUGCCGCCUGUGCAGUAUCUAAAUACAUCUGCCACUGACAUAGUAUGGGGGCCUCAAGUGAAUGUUACGUGUACAACUGGUGAAAAGAAAAGUAUAUUUCUGAACUCGUCACACUUAUAUGUUGACGAUGGUAAAGUUAUGCUUGGCUGGAAGAUUGGUAGAAAUUCAGGAGAUACAUAUACAUACUGUGUUAACUCCCUGGCUACUACAGAAGCAAGCGAAAAUGGCCCAACUUAUACUGCCCUCUUUUGCUACACAGACCCGUGCAAGAGCAGAGUCUGUGUAGAAAAGUGCUGCCCUCGCGGGAAAUUACUGGGAGAACACGGUUGCAUAACAAACAAUUUGAAUCUGAGUGACUGGGUGCCUAACUUCCACGACCAUUAUGACGAACCUUUCUAUGUUAACAACAUUAAUGUUGAAGAAGUACAAGUGCCCCUUCAGAUGGAGGAAUUUACUCUUGAGAAAAAUGGUUCCCUCACAGCGUUUGUGAGUGCACCACCCCGAGGUUUUUGCAUAGACCACUCAAGCAUGAAUGGGAUGGUGACAGAAGUGGCUAUAGUGUACGGUGGCGACAUUUCUGAUUACCCUGACUGCUUGUGGAAAACUCAAGUCCUGGACAUCAUUCUGUUGAGUGUUUCGAACAUAUUUUUGGCACUGACUCUUUCGGUAUACUUGUGCGUCCCUCAUAUCCGAAGCAAAGACCACCACUGGCCUCUCAUAUGCAUGCUGUUGUCUCUCCUCGUGACAUUCAUCUUGCAUAUAUGUCUUAGGAAAGUGAGACAUCAACUGGACGCUAUGUGCAGACAUUUUGGUAUGUUGGUUCUCAUGUUCACUCUUGCAACAUUCUUCUGGCUGAACGUGAUGUCUUUCAGCGUCUGGUACAAGUUACGGUAUCCCCGUUUAUCUACCAUGGGCAGAAGAACCUUCGCGUUGUUCAAUGUCUACGCCUGGGGUGUACCGCUGAUCGUGUAUGGCGUAGGCUAUGCGAUGGAUGCCCUGGCUCCCGGCGACUAUAGCCCGAACUUCAAAAAGGAACACUGUUGGUUCGAAGGUCACAACACAGCAAAAUGGAUGUAUUAUUACGGGUUCAUAGCAGUGAUCCAGGUAGUGAACAUCUUCUUCUUCCUUCAUAUUGCUUGUCGUAUGGCACUGUGGCAAAAAAGGAAGCCCUCAUCUCAUACUACUCAAAGAAGGACAUGUGUCUUGCCACCACUGUACGUUAACCUCGCCAUCGUCAUGGGGAUUGCCUGGACCCUGGAAUUAUUUUCUGAUGCCAACACAUGUGGACCUGUCCAGGUACUGAUUGACGUUAUCACCGGUCUUCAUGGGCCCAUAAUAUUCGUUGUGACAGUUUGCAAUCGGAACAAGUGGAAGGAGCUGAGAAGCAGAGUAACGACUUCACUAAGAAAAAUCACCCGUGACUCGAAGCUGUAAUUUGUGUGUGUGUGUGUGUGCGUGUGCGUGUGCGUGUGCGUGUGCGUGUGCGUGUGCGUGUGCGUGUGCGUGUGCGUGUGCGUGUGUGAGUAUACCGAACAUUAUGAUUUAUUUUUUUCAAACUUCUGCCUUAUAUAUAUAUAUAUAUUUAUAUAUAUAUCAAACAUAUUUAUACAAACAUAUUAAAUGAAUGUAUAGAUAGAUAAACUAUAGCAUCACCCGCAGUGACGGAGAUGCUGUACUCCAGAGAGAAAGCCAAUUUACCCCGCCAUUGAUGGUUAUGUAGGCAGCAGCUCAGUGGCCAGGUCGUUCUGCACAGUUACCAGGGGCGUCAAUUUUUUGGGGGGAGGUCCGGUUAUUGCUUAAAAGUACCCCUAGAAUACCUAAUUUUUCAACAUUUUUGUUCGCUUCCGUUGCCUACCCCGCCCCCCGAAAAAGCUGAAAUGACGCCCCUGCCAGCAAGGCACCCUGCAUGCUGCUUGCAUCAAAUAAAAAGUCAAAGGUUUAGCUGGGUACUAUAUAAUGAAUGUGGGCGCAUGGUUAGCUUAUUGCAUUAAUAUUAAGAAGUAAUGGUAAGUAUUACUGGUAAAAUGUAUUUCUGUAACAUUUCGUUAUGUUUGAAAAAUAAACUAUUCAGUUCCGUGCUUGUCAAAAUAGUCUC
Messenger RNA from Penaeus chinensis, 2537 nucleotides. RefSeq names its product G-protein coupled receptor Mth-like. Lineage: Eukaryota; Metazoa; Arthropoda; Malacostraca; Decapoda; Penaeidae. Gene Ontology annotation, biological process: cell surface receptor signaling pathway; G protein-coupled receptor signaling pathway. Gene Ontology annotation, cellular component: membrane. The record is from RefSeq and is a predicted model, not a curated record. The coding region runs from base 242 to 1876 and encodes 544 amino acids. Gene Ontology annotation, molecular function: G protein-coupled receptor activity. The transcript is spliced from 8 exons.